AUGGGACGCACUUUGACUUAUCCCAAACGGUCCUCGAACACGGUCAACCGUUACAAACAUCGGGCGACUUACGAUCUGGGGGCUAUCCAUUCGAUCAUCAACUCGUCGCAAGUCCUCCAUGUCUCUUUCAAUCCUGGGCCAUCGGACCCUUUCCCGGCCAUUCUGCCCAUGAUCGGGCAGAUGGGUUCGUUCGACUACCCUUCGGCAAGUAUUGAUGAGCCACUGGAGUGCUAUCUUCAUGGCUAUGUCAGCUCACGGAUUAUGAACCUUGCUCGGGAGAAUGAAGAUGAAGGAUUACCUAUUUGCGUUGCUGCCAGCAAAGUCGAUGGAUUGAUCUUGUCCUUGACGCCAAACUCACACAGCUACAACUAUCGUUCCGCGAUCCUUCACGGCUAUGCCAAACUCGUCACGGAUGAAGCUGAGAAACUCUACGCCAUGGAGCUGAUUACCAACUCGGUCCUACCUGAUCGUUGGAGACAUUCACGGGUACCUCCAGACCGGGCCGAGAUGUCUUCAACCGUUAUCCUCAAGGUCAAGGUUGUUGAUGGCAGCGGCAAGAUCCGAGAUGGCGGUGUUUCUGAUGAGAAGAAGGACACUACCAAUAAUGAGGUUACCCAGAGUGUCUGGACAGGCGUUGUCCCUGUUUGGGAAACUUUUGGAGAACCCAUUCCAAGUCCCCAAAAUAAGGUGACUGGUGUACCUGAGUAUAUCACUUCGUUUGUUUCCCGCAAGAACGCGGAAAACCAGUCGUACUCUGAGGGGGCCGUUGUUGUUACGCUUCCUCCGGAAGAACAACACUGA
Aspergillus terreus NIH2624 is the source of this 801-nucleotide messenger RNA. RefSeq names its product pyridoxamine 5'-phosphate oxidase family protein. The coding region runs from base 1 to 801 and encodes 266 amino acids. Lineage: Eukaryota; Fungi; Ascomycota; Eurotiomycetes; Eurotiales; Aspergillaceae. The record is from RefSeq and is a predicted model, not a curated record. The transcript has 2 exons.